Molecule: messenger RNA, 2946 nt
Organism: Acanthoscelides obtectus
Lineage: Eukaryota; Metazoa; Arthropoda; Insecta; Coleoptera; Chrysomelidae
Source: the annotation of a GenBank genome assembly
UGACAUUACUAAACGUGACAUUUUUUACUUCAAAAAAAUUUGAACCAUCCGAAAAUCCUAAUUGAAUACGAAGGCAUCUUGUAAAUUUGAUGUAUUCUUGCCAAGAGAAAUGUAAGCGUAUGGAGAUAUUUUAUUAAUUGGAUUUUUUGUCUGUUGCUAUUAUUGAUUGCAAAGUUCUUUUUUGUGAAAAAUAAAAAAAAUCCUACUAGUGACAAAAAUGUCAUCAUGCAGUGUUCGAAAUGUCCCUAGAACAAAUAAUUUUACUACGACAAAUGAACUGUCAGUUUUCCGCGAUUCUGAAAUUAAAGAAGUAAAGAAAAUUAUAAAAUUUCAUAUAUUUUUUGUAAAUUUAUAGUUUUUGUUAUUGCCCGUUGUUGUACAUAUAGUGUAAAUUUUUGUUAUGUUAUAGAUUAAAUGUGUGAAGACUACUUGUGCAGUUCCAGGGAGAUGUCGAAUAAGAAUUCGUUGGUGAUAGGAAAUAACACGGCUGGACUAAAACAAAUCGAUCUGGAUCAAAUAUGGGGUGAUCUGAAUGCUGGAAUACAGCAGGUGUAUAACCGAGAGACUAUGCCAAAAUCCAGAUACAUUCAAUUGUACACUCAUGUAUACAACUACUGUACAUCUGUUCACCAGCAGUCAAAUGGACGAGGUCCAGCAAAUUCAACCACGAAGAGCAAAAAAUUGGCUGUAGGAGGUGGUGCACAGUUGGUUGGACUGGAGUUAUACAAAAGGCUGCGGGAGUUCCUAAGGAAUUACCUAGUCACUUUGUUAAGUGAUGGAAUGCAUCGAAUGGACGAGGACGUGCUUAAAUUCUACACAAACCAGUGGGAAGACUACCAGUUCUGUAGCAAAGUGCUGGAUGGGGUGUGUGCUUACCUUAACAGACACUGGGUGAAACGUGAAUGUGAGGAGGGUAGGAAAGGCAUCUAUGAGAUAUAUCAACUAGCUCUAGUCACAUGGAGGGAUCAUCUGUUCAAGUCACUCAAUAAAGCAGUAACCAAUGCUGUGUUAAAACUGAUAGAAAAAGAGAGGAACGGCGAAACAAUUAAUACACGCCUCGUUUCUGGCGUGAUCAACUGCUAUGUGGAGUUGGGACUCAACGAGGAGGAACCUGGAGCCAAGGGACCGAACUUGAGCGUGUACAAAGAGAGUUUUGAAAAUGUUUUCUUGGAGGACACUGAAAGGUUCUACAAUAGGGAAAGUACGACUUUCCUCGCUGAGAAUCCCGUCACAGAGUAUAUGAAAAGGGCCGAACAACGUCUUCUCGAGGAACAGAAACGCGUUCAGGUGUACCUGCACGAGACGACCGGCGAACGGUUAGCGAAAACCUGCGAACGAGUCCUGAUCCAGAAGCAUCUGGAGUUGUUCCAUUCUGAGUUCCAGCAGUUGUUGGAUGACGAUAAGGACGAAGACUUGGGCAGGAUGUACGGCUUGGUGGCUCGCAUCCCGGACGGUCUCGGAGAGCUUCGGGCGUUGUUGGAGCACCAUAUCGCUGCACAAGGCCUGGCUGCUAUCGAACGGUGCGGCGACAGCGCACACAAUGAUCCGAAGGUGUACGUAAACACCAUUCUCGAGGUGCACAAGAAAUACAACGCGUUGGUGUUAAUCGCGUUCAGCAACGAUAGCGGGUUCGUGGCCGCCCUGGACAAGGCGUGCGGUCGUUUUAUAAACGCCAACGCCGUCACCAAACAGGCCAAUUCGAGCAGUAAAUCGCCUGAGUUGCUCGCCAAAUACUGUGAUCUGUUGUUGAAGAAGUCCAACAAGAACGCCGAAGAGGCGGAGCUCGAAGAUACACUCAAUCAAGUCAUGGUAGUAUUUAAGUACAUAGAAGACAAGGACGUGUUCCAGAAAUUUUACAGUAAAAUGCUGGCGAAACGUCUCGUUCAACACAUGUCGGCUAGUGAUGACGCUGAAGCGUCAAUGAUCUCGAAACUUAAACAGGCUUGUGGAUUCGAGUAUACUUCCAAAUUACAGAGGAUGUUCCAGGACAUUGGUGUAUCCAAAGACUUGAAUGAACAGUUUAGAAAUCACCUACUUAAAUCAAAUGAUUCUCUAGGAAUAGACUUUAGUAUUCAAGUUUUAUCUUCAGGGUCGUGGCCCUUUCAACAGUCUUUCACAUUUGGCUUGCCUUCAGAGUUGGAACGAAGCGUACAUAGAUUUACAAAUUUCUAUUCUGGUCAACAUUCAGGUAGGAAAUUGAACUGGCUGUAUAAUAUGUCCAAAGGGGAACUCAACACGAAUUGCUUUAAAAAUAGGUACACGUUACAAGCCAGUACAUUUCAAAUGGCUGUGCUGUUACAGUAUAACGUCGCAGACGGUUGGACGAUAGCUCAAUUAGAGGAGAACACGCAGAUCAAAAACGAUUUUCUGGUGCAAGUGGUCCAGAUACUGCUCAAAGCAAAGCUGUUAACGUGUACUGAUGAUGAUAAUGACCUCCAGCCUAAUUCAUUAAUAGUUCUCAAUACAAACUUCAAAAAUAAAAAACUGCGCGUGAAUAUAAACAUACCAAUGAAGACAGAAUUGAAGAUGGAACAGGAAACGACUCACAAGCACAUUGAGGAGGACAGAAAGUUACUGAUACAGGCAGCAAUUGUUAGGAUUAUGAAAAUGCGCAAGGUGUUGAAACAUCAGCAACUGGUCGCGGAGGUACUCAAUCAGUUGUCUUCUAGAUUUAAGCCUCGAGUCCACAUCAUAAAGAAAUGUAUAGACAUCCUCAUCGAAAAGGAAUACUUGGAAAGAACUGAUGGUCAAAAGGAUACUUACAGCUACUUAGCAUGAUUUUGAGCAGAGUGGCGCGUUUUAUAAAUAAUUUAUUUUUGAAAAAAAAACAGAGGUUUUGUGAUUGUGGACAUGUGGCAUGUAUAAUUGUAAAUAUCCUAGAAUUGUAUUUUGAUUCAAAUUAAACAGCUACUAAAUAAACAAUUAUGUAUACUAUGUUUCACUGAU